This is a messenger RNA of Cottoperca gobio, 3786 nucleotides long. It is a transcript of the gene vps26a, whose product is annotated as VPS26, retromer complex component A. The transcript is spliced from 9 exons. NCBI's taxonomy places the organism in Eukaryota, Metazoa, Chordata, Actinopteri, Perciformes, Bovichtidae. The coding region runs from base 121 to 1110 and encodes 329 amino acids. The record is from RefSeq and is a predicted model, not a curated record. Gene Ontology annotation, biological process: intracellular protein transport.
CAACACACACAUGACCCGGGUCACAUGACGGUAAGCCUCGGUACUACCUCCUGGUUCAUAGCAUAGACUGGCUACACGGAGCGAGGCUAGCUGUUAGCUUCAACUGUCUAAACGGCCAAGAUGAGUUUCCUAGGAGGUUUGUUUGGACCGGUAUGUGAGAUAGACGUACUGCUGAACGAUGCAGAGAACAGAAAAACAGCUGAAUUGAAGACGGAAGAAGGUAAAGUGGAGAAACACUACCUGUUCUACGACGGAGAGUCUGUGUCUGGCAAGGUGAAUCUAAAUGUGAAGCAGGGAGGAAAGCGACUGGAGCAUCAAGGCAUCCGCAUCGAGUUUGUUGGACAGAUAGAGCUGUUCUCUGAUAAGAGCAACACCCAUGAGUUUGUGGACUUGGUGAAAGAGUUGGCUCUACCUGGAGAACUCGCCCAGAACAGGAGCUAUGACUUUGAGUUCAUGCAAGUGGAGAAGCCCUAUGAGUCCUAUACUGGAGCGAAUGUCAGGCUAAGGUAUUUCCUCAGGGUGACAAUAGUUCGUCGUCUGUCUGACUUAGUGAAGGAAUACGAGCUGAUUGUCCACCAGUUGGCCACCUACCCAGACGUCAACAACUCGAUCAAGAUGGAGGUCGGCAUAGAAGACUGUCUGCACAUUGAGUUUGAAUACAAUAAAUCCAAAUACCACCUUAAGGACGUGAUUGUUGGGAAGAUCUACUUCCUGCUGGUCAGGAUCAAGAUCCAACACAUGGAGCUACAGCUCAUCAAGAAGGAGAUAACAGGCAUAGGUCCCAGUACUACCACAGAGACAGAGACGGUUGCAAAGUAUGAAAUCAUGGAUGGAGCUCCAGUUAAAGGAGAAUCAAUCCCCAUCAGACUGUUCCUGGCAGGAUAUGACCUGACACCCACCAUGAGGGAUGUCAACAAGAAGUUCUCUGUACGUUACUUCCUUAAUCUGGUGCUGGUGGAUGAAGAGGACAGAAGAUACUUUAAACAACAGGAGAUUGUUUUGUGGCGAAAAGCUCCGGAGAAAAUAAGGAAAAGAAACUUCCAACCACAGCGCUACGAGUCGCCUGAGCCCCGAACUCAGCCAGUUAAUGCAGAGCAGCCAGAGAUGUGAGGGCGAUGCUAUGAACUGAAAAUACACAGACACACACACACACCAACUCUUCACUGCUGAACAGCCAGAGGUGUGAGGGCUUCCCCACUAUCUCCCUGGACUGAGAAAUGUAUACAUGAAUACACAGAACAUACCUUCAGGCAUCCCCAUCACCACUCCACAGCUUCAGAUGUGAGCUGUUUGACCACCUUCACUCUCCCCCCCCCCCCCCCCCCCCCCCAGGACUGACACACACUCGCAUACAGACGCGCAAGCAUACAAUCCAAGAAAGCUGAAAGCUAAAUGUCAAGGCAAGAGUGCAAAUCAAACCGACCCGAGUAAGGAACAGGGAGGCAGCCUAUUCGACCUUGGCGUCUCAGACUGAAAACCCACUCACACAAGUGAAGCCAUGCUGUCUGUUUGCUGAAGGCAUAUUAAAACAGGAGCGAUGACGACCACCACACCGUUUAUCCCUUUCUUCUGCAACAGGUGCCUCCUUUUGUUUGCGUAUUUGGACAGCACUAAUCCUGGACUUUCUUUGGCACCCUCCCUCCCACAUCCCCUAUACAAUUUCUAGAGUCUGGAUGGGCUAGCCAGGGAUUUAAAGCAUUAAAGACAUGUGGGGAUCGGCCUGAACAAAGGACAUGAGAGGCUAAGCUAUGAGUCAACACGUGCUAUGUGUUUAUUCACAAUAUGAUGAUGCCUCUGUGUUCUCGUUCAUCCAUCUUGCUGGGAAAUCAAGAGUUUCCCAGUUGUUGUUAAGUAUGUUGCAACAGUCUGCAGCUUCUUCCAUGUAAAUGUCUGUUUAGCGCAACACAUGUCCAUCCAAACACACAUUUAAUCUGCCGGCUGUUUGGUAAAAAGUACAAUAUUUUCCACUUCUUGCAUGUUUCCAGUUUCAGUCCACAUUUCAUCCCAAUCAAGAAAUUGUGUUUGACUCGAGAUGGACGUUAUAAUUUCAAUGUAAUUUAUUUCAUAAAAUCAUUUAAUUAAAUAGGAAUCAUUUAGAGCUGCAACUAACGAUUUCGUUAUCGAUUAAUCUGCACAUUCUCGAUUAAUCGUUUAAUCGUUUAGUCCACAAAUGUCUUCUUUUGUCGGACCAGCAGUCCAAAAACAUUCGAUUUACAAUCACAUAAUGGAGAGAAACGCAGCAAAUAGUCAAUUUACAAAUCGAUUCAUUGACCAAUCGUUGCCGCUCUAAAAGUGUCCUACUUUCACAUCCACUUUGAGAUCACUACAACAUUUCAGUCUCUUGGUAAGAUGAAUAUUUGAUGCAACUUUCACUGAUACAGUUUGUCUGAUUACUACAAGAGUGCCUCCAAAUGUAUUUGGAGAUUCACUCUCAAAUUCUUUAUCAAGUCAACUUGUUUCUCUGGCACGAGGCCUUUUCUUUGAUCUUUAAAAUGCUGUUUAUUUAUGACUAAUCUUGAAGAAUAGAAGCCCUUUGUUGUUUGUCUCAUCUAAAUUAUUUUAAGGGUCGGUACACUCAAAUUACAAAAAAUAAAAAAAUCAAAGUUAGAGUUCAGUGCUUUGAGCACCACACAUUUAAUUUCAUUAACCUCCAUUGUAUUGGGGUGGAGGAAGAAGUUAUAGAGUGAUAUCCCCAAACUUGGACAUGUUAAAGCUGUAUUUUCUGCAAUAUCUUAAAUUCAAUGCUUAAAAAAAGGCUGACAGUUAAGGAAGUGUUGCGGCUACUUAUACCUGAAAAUAAAUGUCCUGUCAUCACUGCAUGAGUUCAAUGAAUCGAUAGAAGAAUGAAAUGAUGCUAGCCAUAAUCAGCAGACUGCAAUUUCACUUUCUUUUUCAUAGGUCGCAGCAUUUUGUUAGCCUGUUGGUUUGGUAUAAGUAGAAUACUAAUGUUAGGAAAAAGUCUCAUAUCUGCUAUUGUAAGCACUGGAAGGGAUGCCGUAUCAAUAUACUGUAAAGUCCAACAAUAUUCCACUGUGACGCUCAGACCGGCAGUUUUAGGUCCUGCUUUAAAGACGCACGCACACAGUUUGGUGGCGUUACCGGUCUUGUGUGUAGGUUAAAUUUGCCCUUAAGCUCUGAUCUGUGGCCAGUUUUGCACUUUCCCCUCCAAUGCUUAACUUUGUUAAAAAGGGGCAUGGAAGCUGGAUCUAAACAUCACUCAAGGACAACUUCACCUCAGAGAUCUCCUCGGUCUAUAAUGGAGAUUAUACUGUCAAUUAUAUCUUAUCACUACUUGUUUUAAUUGGACUGAAUAAGUACAAUAUUUUGUGUUAUUUUUGUCUUUUUCAUGUGCAAGUCAUGUUACAUGUUUCAUUUCAUACAACUCUGAACACUCGCAUCUACAGUUCAGAUUUAUUUGGUGCUUUGCAACCUGGUUUUCUUUUGUGUGGGAACAGUGUAAUUUAUUUGCAGGUAACGCUUUCGUUCUGUCUGUCAGACAUACUUUCUGUCUUUCUAAAAACACUGUACAGGUAGGGUUUGUUUGGUGUACUUUGAAUACCUUCGAAUGUAAUGAAGAAAUACUUUUAUGCCAAAACUCUCUGCCCCUGUCUUAUGUACUGCAUGUUAACCUUUACACAAUGUCUAACCAUGCCAUCGACAUGUGCGUGUGUGUGCGUGUGUGUGUGUGUGUGUGUGUGUGUGUGUGUGUGUGUGUGAUAUGUGUAUAUACACCAAACCCAAAUAUAUAGCCAAAAUGAAUCGUGAAUAAAGCAAAUUUAUACAGAA